This is a messenger RNA of Rhagoletis pomonella (apple maggot), 963 nucleotides long. RefSeq lists its product as uncharacterized. The record is from RefSeq and is a predicted model, not a curated record. Gene Ontology annotation, biological process: DNA integration. NCBI's taxonomy places the organism in Eukaryota, Metazoa, Arthropoda, Insecta, Diptera, Tephritidae. Gene Ontology annotation, molecular function: nucleic acid binding.
CAAGAGGAAAAUCGUAGGUCAUAUAAUCUUCGGCGUAGAAAGGAAACUAAUUAUAAUAUAAAUGACUUGGUAGCAGUUAAGAGAACUCAAUUUGGGGCGGGGUUAAAAUUGAAAGCAAAGUUUUUAGGCCCUUAUAAGAUCGUAAAGAAACUUAGCCAUGGUCGAUACGAGGUUGAAAAGGUAGGAGAUCAUGAGGGACCGGGGAAGACAUCAACUGUUGCAGAGUAUAUGAAAAAAUGGACUAAUUCAUUCGAGGGCGAAUGACUGAGCAGGACGGCCGAAUGUAGUGCUGGAUGUAGGGUACCGGACUGAUGACAGAUGACAUUUAAAUAAACGAAGUGGACGAACCCAACGAAGCACGACCAACUUUUGAAAUCGCCAAAUACGAACGGUCAGUUGAGUUAGUUGAAGUCGGACAGUAAAAAGGAAAAGACGCCACUGCGCGCAACACACUGCUGUAAAUAGUAUUACUUUUUGUACUUUAAUUAUAUUACUUCAAUAUGUGUAUAUUGUUUGAAUAAAUAUAUACUACAUCAACUUUAAAAGUCGUAGUACGUGUCUUAAUCGGAAAAGAAUCCGGGGAACAUCGAGGACUUGAGUGGUAUUCUCUACCGGCAGUCCUACAAAAUUGGGGGCUCAGCCAGGAAUUUCAACGAGUGGAGAGCUAACAGAAAUUAAAAGCUGAUGUUUGGAAGCAGUAAAGCAGCGCAGUGAAAAGUAUUUUACCGACACAGAAAAGAAGGUGCAGAUGAAUAUGUGCAUAAAAUGUUUAAAUUGUCGCUGCGUCCAGUUGUGAGCAGAGCAUAAGCUUCGAAACUAUUGCGGAAUUCAUCAAAGUACGCACAUUUCGUAGUUAAAAUCCAAGAAAGCAUUUUUCGUACAGCUAUAUCAGCUACAAUACACCGAGACGCCAAAAAGCAGCGCAGUCGACGUCAAGAAUUGUACAUCGAAGUCGACACCACA